This is a messenger RNA of Cyclospora cayetanensis, 528 nucleotides long. RefSeq lists its product as uncharacterized. The record is from RefSeq and is a predicted model, not a curated record. Gene Ontology annotation, molecular function: calcium ion binding. The coding region runs from base 10 to 528 and encodes 172 amino acids. NCBI's taxonomy places the organism in Eukaryota, Apicomplexa, Conoidasida, Eucoccidiorida, Eimeriidae. The transcript has 2 exons.
GAGUGCCAGAUGGACGAAGCGCUGGUGUGUGUUGACACAGACGGAAGUGGUGCUGUCGAGUUCACUGAACUUCUUGCUGCCUCCCUCACCUUGGCAGACUUAAAAGCCAUGGAACCAACGUGCAGCGUAGCCUUCCGUCUGCUGGAUCGCAAUGUCGAUGGCUUCGUUUCUGCAAACGAUCUGCUCUCGAUUCUGCACUUUGACCCCCGGUCCGACUUGGAGGGCGUCUUGUUUCUGCAACGGCAGCGCGCUGAUGCGGCGGUGGCUGCGUACGAGGCCGCUGCAGCCGCUGCGGGUGUCCAUACACCCCCUGCGGGAGCGCUGCUGGAUGAGACAGACUUGACAACAGGAAGGGAUGAACAGGGUCAAGUCAUUCAGGUGCCUUUAGGGGCCUCGCACGUCCUUCAGCUAGAGGGAGUGACUGCGGCAACAGCUCCGCUGUAUGUCCAGGUCUUACGGGAGCUGAAGGCCAUUCAGCCAAGGGCUAGUGGCCUAUGGAACUUUGAAGAAUUCAUGAAACUCCUGUGA